Nicotiana tabacum (common tobacco) is the source of this 2561-nucleotide messenger RNA. RefSeq lists its product as uncharacterized. NCBI's taxonomy places the organism in Eukaryota, Viridiplantae, Streptophyta, Magnoliopsida, Solanales, Solanaceae. The record is from RefSeq and is a predicted model, not a curated record.
AUUCCUUUGGCGGUGCUGAUGCGCUUUUAUGAUGACAAUGUCUCUAUCGCCAUUGAAGAUUAGAAUUUUCCUAUGGUGGAGGAAAUAAUCCCUCGUAGUGAAAAAGUUAGGUCCAAUUUUUCGAAGGCGCUUGAAGGUGAUCCCAAAAUCUUGGAGUCACUGAUGAAAGAGGUUGAACUGGCCGAGCUUAGGGAAAAAUAUAACAUUCAUGCCUACAUUGACCUGGUCCCAGCAGGGGAUGAUAUGGUGCAAAUCCACCGCCCCGGAUAUUGCGCAUUUUAUGUGUAUCCUUUAUAGGUCGGCUAUACUCUUCCCCUUCUCCUGUUGGUGGAGGAAUUGUGCCGCUAUUAUGGUUUGCCCGACCCAACUUUCUUUGUACAUCUACAAGCUUAUCAGGAUGCUCAUAAAAUUGACGGAGCUGGCUGGGGUCAGGGUCACACUCCGCCAUCUGAUGCAUCUAUUCGCCCUUAGCUUUUAUAGGGGGACGAUGUUGUACCUUCGCCAUCGAGGAGGUAAAUGCCUGGUGGUGAAUAUGGACGAUAAAGCAAAUUGUCAGUUCUAGCUCUACUACUUUUAUGUUAGAACCAAAGACAUGGUAGCCAACACAGACGGUUUUCUUGAGACCUGGAAUCACGCUCCCAAGGUUGCGCCUCCUCCUUUGGUCGGGGACAUUUCCGACUAGGUUGGCCGGAUUCUCCCUCAUAUUGUGGGAAUUUGCGAAUGGCUGAGCUUUAUCAAGAAGUUCGAACCUGCUUUUUCUUUGGUCGUUCAAAGAUCUUCGAGGUGGACGAGGGCUCCUCCUCAUGCGUUUUGUAAGAGGAAGGCUACUUCUUCCUCGGAGUCCAUUCCUACUGUGACCGCGACCAGGCCUGCUUGGUUAUCUAUGGUAGGAUUUCUCGGUCAUCUGCCAUACCUACUGCUGCCUCCAUAUAGGCUUCUUCUCCGCCUGUGGAUAUAUUGACAACGAAGCUUUCGACUUCCCCUUUGCAUUAUCUUGUAGACGAGGAAGAACGGUGGAAGUUUGGUUCCUCGUAAGAGAAGAUCGGUGGACGUCAGUGGUGCGGUUGCCCGGGGUGUAGAUUCAAUAAGGGCAAUUUUGCCAUUCGUGAAAUGGCAAGCAUAGAGCUUGAAGGUGACGCCGAGUUAUCAUCCGAGAUUCUACCCUCGACUGAGGCCGUAGAGGAUUUGCCUCUUUUCGAGACCAGGGUGGAAGCUGAAGGGCCGCCUGUGGGGGUCUCUGAUUCUUUACAGCAUGAUAAGCCGUUGGCCUCGCGAUUGGCCGAUGUUCCUUCUUCGUCGGCCCACGAGAGGGGUAAGGGCAUUGCCGAGGAUGGCUAUGAGAAAAGCUUUGACUUUGACGCUGAAGAGGUAAGGAUGAUGGGGGAAGGAUUCACCCAGCUCAAAGUGAGACUGGAGGGGUCCAUGCGGACCAUUGCGGUCCCUAUGGAUCGAGACUUGUUGGUUGAUACGGAAAAUGUGGUUCCUUCACUUGGUCCCCUCUAUUCCGACGUGGAGGGUAAAACCCUUGAAAAGCUGGAUGAUACUACCUUAUCAAUGAGCAUAGUCGGCCUCCCUAUCAAGACUGUGGUUUUGGAGAUUGAAAGCAUUCAAAGAGAGUAAAGGUGUAAGGCUAUCUUUUUGAAAAUGGAGUGGAAAUAUCGCGAGUACCAUGGAAAGUACCGUGAGAUCUGUAGACGGUUCGGUGAGAGCGGUAAUUUCCAGGCUCUCUGAGAUGAAUUGAAGGAGAAGGAUAACGAGCUGGUAAGAGUCAUAAAAAAAUGCAGCAUUCUCAAGGGGGAGCUAAGGGAUAAAAAAGAAGAACUUGAGGUAAGGAGGGGGGUCGAGGCCCAAUGUGGCGAUCUCCAAGCCCAAGUUGUCUUGCUGAGCGCCGAGAUCGAGAAGUGUCAAUCCAAAGUGGACGCUUUUAGUGGCGAGGUCGCUGAGAAGGCAACGGAUAAUGAGAAUGCAGAUUUAGCCCAGUCGGGGCUGUGAGGAAGGCAGAGGAUUGGAGAUCGUGAUCCACAAUCUUCGUUCUGAGCGGGAGAGUGUCUUGAAAACGGCCAGACUAAAAAAGGAGCGGCUUGAUGAAAGGAUAGUGGAACUGGAGAAAUAGGUUUCUAGCCUUUGUGAUCGAUUUACGACUCUUGAGGCUGAGAAGGCACAAUUACUGGCUAAGCCGUCUUCUUCCUGCACUUUUGUUUUUCUUGAUGUUCUACGAGAUUUGUACGAGGAAUGGAUUCAUGUCGAGGCUCAGUUGGAUAUAUUUAUAGAUCUGAUGGGGGCGAGAACUGUUAUAGAGGUCAUUUUCGAAGAUGCUCGUGUUAAGGCACGUAGAGCUCGGGUUAUUUGUGGCUACGAUCCUGCUACAUCGGAGGUUGAUGAUGAUUAGGAGGAUGCUGGCGUGGAUCGGAUCGAAGAGGACGCCUUGUAUAAGAAUGAGUAUCUAGAUGGCGAUGGUGAUGGCAAAGGGGCGGAUAGGGAUGGCCUAGGCGAUCAAGCCGAUGUCGCUGCUGGGCCAGGCAGCGAUUAGUAGUGUUUCCUUUUCUUCUUUUUUGUUUAGC